This is a messenger RNA of Clunio marinus, 520 nucleotides long. The record is from the annotation of a GenBank genome assembly. Lineage: Eukaryota; Metazoa; Arthropoda; Insecta; Diptera; Chironomidae.
CUGGUUCAAAAAAUUUUAUACGAAACACAAAACCAGACGAGCAGUUUCUUAUCAGUUUAAGAUUAUUCGCAAAGUUUAACAGCCUUAAACUUCAUCCCAAGGCAUCCUUUAAGUUGUGAACUAACUCAGUGAAAAUAUAAAACAUUGAAAAAUUGACCAAAUUAGAGGGAAAACAGUAAAAAAUCACCAAUUUUUUUCGUUUCUAUAUUGGAAAAUAUAAAAAAAGAAAGAAAUAACCAGAAAAUAGUGAAAAAGAUAAAGAAAAUAUUUAAACGUUUAAAAAUAUUUAGUGCAAAUAAUAAAGCCAAUUCUUGCAGCCGCAAUGAAUGUAUCAGAUGAAGAUUGUUUGAGGGAUUGCGAGCAAUACAUUUCAACACACAGCAUUCAGCGUGUAUUAAAAGAUGCAAUUGUUCAACUAUGUGUCUUCAGACCAGAGAAUCCCGUGACAUUUUUACGGCAAUAUUUUCAAAAACUAGAAAGAGUAAGUACAGCCAAAAGACAUGUUUUUAUAUUUCGUCAU